GGUUAUUUGGUUACACCACAACAGAGGAAGUUUUGUUUUAAGGUUGAAGCGAUUUUCCGCCAUAUUGGUGCACAAGUGCUCCUAGUUUGUAAAGGAAACCAACAUCUGGCAAAAUGGAUGAUUAAUGCAACUUCAUACUAUUAAAGAGUGUGAAAGUUAAGCCAGUGCGUGUCGUGUCACUUUGCUCUGGCGCGAAGUCCUGCAUACCAUGCCGGUGUGCUCUGCAUUUAAAUGCAAUGCUCGUACUGGAUGCAAUAAAGACAACAGCAAACUGACGUUUCACAGGUUCCCACUGAAGCAACCAGAGAGACUCAAAAUCUGGAUCCGUGUCACCCAGAAAGACCACUGGAUCCCGACACCAAAUUCAGUUCUGUGCUCGCGACACUUCAAAGAAGACUGCUUCGACAGGACUGGCCAGACCACACGCAUCAGGGCUGACGCUGUCCCAACAAUUGUCCUUUUCCCCCGGAAGAAAUCCCAGCUGCUGGAGAUGCAGGAGAGCGAACAAAACGAAGUGCAAAAUAGCCCCCGCCGGAAACGAGGCCGCCCCAGAAAAGCGGCCCCAAAAACCGAGCAGGCCUCCAAAAAGGACCCGCCUUCAAUCCCGAAUAAAUCCAACAAUGCCCCUUUACCGGCCCCCGUCCCCAUCCCCGUCCCCGUCCCCAGCAAAAACAACACUGCUAGCGCCCCCAGCGCGGCGCCUCCCGCGCCCCAGGUAGGGCGGAACGCGGCGGCGGCGGCGUCGCGGCCCCUGAUGGCCGCGGCGGCGAUGGAGCACCAGCCCAGCGUCCUCACCUACUUCAGCUACGUCCCGCGGGUGGAGCCCAAGCCGCUGCUGCCCUCGGACCACCUGUACGCGGUGACGGAGUCGCCGGUCAGGCUCAAGAGACGCUGCAACAACAUCACGGACAAGCUGGAGGCGUGCCGGAAGAAGCUGAAGAUGGAGCAGCAGAAGGUGCGCCGCUGGCACCGCGACGUCGCCAAGCUCAAGACGGCGGUGAAGGAGCUGCGCAAGGAGAGCGCCGCCCCGCCCAGCUGCUCCGACAUGGUGGCGGAGAAGUUCAGCGGCGUGCCCAAGGAGCUGGUGAAGAGGAUGCUGGGAGAGAAGAGGGCCUCCCUGGAGUACACGGAGGAGCUGAAGGCCUUCGCCUUCAAGCUCCGCCUCCUGUCGCCGAAGGCCUACAACUACGUGCGCAGCAGCUUCAAGCAGGCCCUGCCGCACCCCAGCGUCAUGAGAACGUGGCAGGCGCACGGCAAGCUGGGGGGCGUCGCCGAUGGCGACGACGCGCUGCCGGAGGCGCUGGCCGAAGAAGACGCGCACGGGAAGAAGGGCGCGGCCGUCCCGCACGCGAGGACGGCGAUACAGCAGUGUCAGUACGCCAGGCUCCGAGUCAAAGCGCAGGAGGGGGACUCUUUUGCGGAGUGGGUGGAGAUUCACAAAGGAAUGGUGGUUUACAUUUGCUUUUUCAAAGGAGCCACAGAAAAGGUGAUCCCAAAAAUGGUGAAGGCCUUGCUGAAUGUGAAGCUUUUUGAGGCGGGCCCGGGGAAGCAGGCCUCGGUGCUGGAGCUGCCCGGGAGCGUGCUCGUGGUCCCCCAGGACACGCUGGGGGGGCAGGCCAAGAGGCGGAGCAUGCACUACCCGAACAAUAUCGAGAGCACGAAGGGCCUCCAGCUCUACGCCAGCUUCGUGACUCAGCUGGAGAGCCAGCUAGCCUCCUCCAGCAAGUGCACGGAGGCUGGGGUGGUGGUCAGGUACGGGGUCUACGGAGAAAAGCAAGCCCUGGUGAUGGACAGUGAUGGACUCUCCACGCAUCUGAUGGAAUUUUAAGCCCCUCCCACUGGACCUCUUCGCUCUUUCACUGUGCAGUUCAUUAUGUUCAGCAGGAUGAGAGACACAUGCAGUAACAUUACAAUGCUCCACCCACCAGAUAGGUUUUUGUAUAUGGCAGAAAUAUAUUAUGCAUCAGAUAUUUUGUUGGGUAAACCGAUUUGAUUUUACGUUUCAUUUCUUCCAGAACGGACAAUUCUUCAGCAGUCUGAGCUUUUUCACAAUUUUUAGUAACUUGGUUUUGAUAGACUUAUUUACUUUUACUAUUGGACAUUCCUUUGUGUCCGUGCCAUUAAAAGUUGGAACUUCUGCAUA
Messenger RNA from Anguilla rostrata (American eel), 2143 nucleotides. RefSeq lists its product as uncharacterized. Gene Ontology annotation, molecular function: D-tyrosyl-tRNA(Tyr) deacylase activity. Gene Ontology annotation, biological process: tRNA metabolic process. The record is from RefSeq and is a predicted model, not a curated record. The coding region runs from base 209 to 1828 and encodes 539 amino acids. The transcript has 5 exons. NCBI's taxonomy places the organism in Eukaryota, Metazoa, Chordata, Actinopteri, Anguilliformes, Anguillidae. Gene Ontology annotation, cellular component: cytoplasm.